UAAAACCCUAAACCUUGGCGUUCCGAGGAUCUCCCAUUGAGUUGAGGACUCGCCCGUGCCUUCUCUUUCUCCCCUCGACUCCUCCAAGCUCUGUGAGGCUUCAUCUCCUCCGCUUUGAACAUGGCCCAAACCCGAUCCGAAGAGGCAGCAUCAGAGGUUGUGGAUUCAGUUCGCUUUAGCUUUUAUACAGCAGAAGAAAUUCGAAAGAUAAGCGUUAAAAAGAUUACCAAACCUGAUCUCCUUGAUUCCAAAAAUGCUUCCGUUCCAGAUGGAUUGUAUGAUCCUGCAUUGGGUCCAAUCAAUGAUACUGACUCCUGCAAAUCUUGUGGCCAGCUUUCUUUUCGUUGCCCAGGUCAUUGUGGUCAUAUUGACCUUGCAAGACCACUUUAUAACCCAUUGUUAUUCAGGAAUCUUCAAAAUCUUCUUCAGAUUACUUGCUUCUUUUGCCGUAAGUUUAGGUUGAAUGAAGAAAAGGUCCAAAGAUAUGCUGAACAACUAUGUCUCAUAGCAAAGGGUGACAUUGUUGGGGCUAAAACUUUAGAAGCUCACUCAUGGGGUGAAUUUUAUUUCCCAAACGAAGAAGAAACAAAGUCUGCUGCUAUACAUACCAGUGAAUCGUUGUCAAAGAUAACGAAUUUAAAGCAACAACAGACAUGGACCUCACUUCAGCAUUCUGAGGCUCUCUCCAUUCUGUCUAAAUUUUUGAGGGAAAAGUCUAAGAAGUGUGCGAACUGUAGUAGGAAAAAUCCAACAAUUACUAGUCCUACAUUUGGUUGGCUCAAUAAGGCUAUACAAGCUUCUGAUAUAAGAAGUAAUUUCAUAAUGGAGUCUGAUCUGGGUCUGUCAUCCACUGAGGAUCAAAAUACUGAAGGCUCACAGUCAAGAGGAGACAGUGCUUCACAACUUGAUGAAGAACCAUCUUCCAUUACAAAAGUCCAAAGAAAAACCAAAAAACAAUCAAGGGAUCUCCCUCCUGAGAUUGCUAAGCAGAUGUUAUCUUCAGGACAGAAGAAGCAUCUAUUACCUUCCGAGGUGGAAGCUAUUUUAAAAGAUUUGUGGAAUAAUGAAGCCAAAAUAUGUGCACUUAUAUGCGAUGUUCAGCGUAGAAGUUUGAAUCGUUUGGGUAGGGACAAAGGAUAUGCAAUGUUUUUCUUGAAGACUCUUCUUGUUCCACCAAGCAAGUUUCGUCCUCCUGCUGGGAGUGGUACUCGUGGGGUGUUGGAACAUCCACAAAAUGUUUUGUUAAGUAAAGUGCAAGAAUCCAAUAUUGCUUUAAGAAAUGUCAUUGCUAAUGGCCCUGAUCAUCCUGAUAUUGUGCGGAGCUGGAUGGAUCUUCAAAGAAAUGUCAAUUUGUUGUUUGAUAGUAGUAAGGGCUGGGUUAAAACUGAGAGGGAAGUCAAUGGUAUACGCCAAUUAUUGGAGAAGAAGGCGGGUAUCCUUCGUCAGAAAAUGAUGGGAAAGAGGGUCAAUUUUGCAUGUCGGUCUGUUAUAUCUCCAGAUCCGUACUUAGCGGUCAAUGAAAUAGGAAUUCCUCCGUAUUUUGCACUGAGGUUAACAUAUCCUGAGCGAGUGACACCCUGGAAUGUUAAUAAGCUACGUCAUGCUAUCAUCAAUGGUGCUGAUAUUCAUCCUGGAGCUACACAUUACAAGGACAAUGAGAGAAUGUAUAAAUUACAAUUAGGUAGAAACAUGCGCAAUUCAAUUUCAAGGAAGCUGCCCACAUCAAGAGGAGUUCUUGUGCAGCAAGGGAAGGGUCCAGAAUCUGAGUUUGAAGGAAAGGUCGUGUAUCGUCAUUUACAAGAUGGGGACAUUGUACUUGUUAAUCGACAGCCUACUCUUCACAAGCCUAGCAUGAUGGCUCAUGUUGUUCGUGUUCUGAAAGGAGAAAAGACACUUCGCAUGCACUAUGCUAAUUGCAGCACCUACAAUGCUGAUUUUGAUGGAGAUGAGAUGAAUGUUCACCUUCCACAAGAUGAAAUUUCACGGGCUGAAGCCAUUAACAUUGUUAAUGCAAACAAGCAGUACGUUGUUCCAACAAGUGGGGAUCCAAUCAGGGGUCUGAUUCAGGAUCAUAUAGUAAGUGCUGUACUUCUAACAAAGUUGGACACAUUUUUGACCCGUGAGCAGUACCAUCAGCUUUUGUAUGCUUCUUGCAUGCCUCCUAUUGCCAGUUCUCAACCCGGCAGAUUUGGUCGAAAUGUUUGCACAUUAUCUUCAGAUGAUGAGAUACAGCCUCUUCUUCCUGCUAUUUGGAAGCCAAUUCCACUAUGGACGGGAAAACAGGUCAUAACUGCAAUUUUAAAUCAUAUUACACGAGGCCGCCCACCAUUUACUGUUGAAAAUAAAGGCAGAAUUCCCAAGGAAUAUCUUGGAAAAAAUCAUAAUGAACUGAAGUUACUUAUUUACAACAAUGAUCUCAUACAUGGAAUGGUUGACAAGGCUCAAUUUGGGAAAUAUGGGUUGGUCCAUACGAUCCAUGAACUCUAUGGUGCAGACACUGCAGGCAUUUUGCUUUCAGUUUUCAGUCGUCUAUUUACUUUAUUUCUACAGAUGCAUGGAUUUACUUGUGGAGUAGAUGACCUUUUACUCGACCAAAGUUCAGAUAUGGAGAGGAAAAGAAUACUAGAAAAAAGUGAAGCACUAAGUGAAGAUGUCCACAUUCGUUUUACUGCUUUUAAAGAUGGGGAUAGAGACCCAAUGAAAUUACAGAGGGAGAUCGAGAAGGUCCUAUGUCGUAAUAGAGAAUCUGCAACAACAUUGUUGGAUAGAAUGAUGUCCAGUUCUAUGAACGUUCUGACUUCCGAGGUAAACCAAACCUUAUUUCCAAGUGGACUCCAAAAGCCCUUUCUGAGAAAUUGUCUCUCUCUUAUGACGACAACUGGAGCUAAAGGUGGUUUGGUCAACAUGACACAAAUUUCUUCUUUGCUUGGGCAACAAGAGUUGGAAGGGAAACGAGUCCCACGUAUGGUUUCAGGGAAAACAUUACCCUGCUUUCCCCCUUGGGAUGUUUCAUGUAGGGCUGGGGGAUUCAUCAGUGAUCGUUUUUUGACUGGUCUUCGCCCUCAGGAGUAUUAUUUCCACUGCAUGGCUGGUCGUGAUGGGUUGGUUGAUACGGCUGUCAAAACAUCUCGAAGUGGAUACCUUCAACGAUGUCUUGUUAAGAAUCUUGAGUGUCUGAAAGUCUCUUAUGAUCACACAGUACGUGAUGCAGAUGGAUCAGUUAUCCAAUUUAUGUAUGGGGAAGAUGGAGUUGAUGUCCUAAAAACUAGCUUUAUUUCUGAAUUAGGAGCGCUUGCUGCUAAUCAGACGGUUGUUCUUGAUAGGCUUAGCAGUCAACUUGAGGAUGCACAUUUGUCAAAAUCAAAUGGUUAUAUUAAGGAGUUACCAUAUUUGCUGAGAGAGAAUGCAACUACUUUUGCUCGUCUAUCAAAGAACCACCAAGGCUCUCUUCAUCAAAUUAAGCGAAAGGACUUGAUGAAAUUAAUGAAGCUUAAGUACUUGUCAAGUCUUGCUGAGCCUGGUGAGCCUGUUGGUGUGAUUGCCGCUCAGUCUGUUGGAGAACCAUCAACACAGAUGACGCUCAACACUUUUCAUCUUGCCGGCCGAGGGGAAAUGAAUGUGACUCUUGGAAUUCCACGCUUACAAGAAAUCCUGAUGACAGCAUCAGUAGAUAUUCGUACUCCUGUUAUGACAUGUCCGUUGCAUGAUGGAAGGACCAGGGAGGAUGCUGAACGGCUGGCUUCAAAGUUAAGGAGGGUCUGUUUGGCAGACAUUGUAGAGAGUAUGGAGGUCUGCAGUGUGCCAUUCUGCAUUCAUGGGAAUGAGGUGUCGACAAUUUAUAAGCUGAAGAUGAACCUUUACCCACCUGAGCUUUACCCUCCGCAUUCAAGCUUAACCUUAGAAGAUUGCAUGAUAACCUUACGAACAGACUUUAUUGGUGCUAUGGAAGAUGCAAUAGCGAAACACUUGGACAUGAUAUGCAAGAUCAGUGACAUCAGUUCUGUUACCGCAAAAGAAGAAAGUAACUUGGCAGAAGGGACAGAUGAAGAUGAACAUGGAAGCAAAUCCACUCACGGGGAGGACAAGGAUAAUAGCAGUGGCUUUGAUGGUGUCGAUGAUGAUGAUGGAAUCAAUGAAGAUGAAGGAAUGGAUGCUGAAAAGAGGAAAAAACGAGCUAGUGAUGAAAUGGAGUAUGAGGAUGGUAUCGAAAAAGAGAGCUCUGCCAAAGCAGAUGAGCAUGAUGGAGAGACCCAAUCUGGAUUUGAAAGUGAAAUUGAUCAGGUUGAGGCUGAUGAGGACUAUACAGUGGGAGGAGAUCACAGCAUGGAAGUUGAAGAUCCUAGCUUGGAGGUUGAGGAGGAAAUACCUGAAAGCCCAUCUAAAGCUGAGCCUACUCCUACGUUGAAGGAUGGCAAGAAGCAGCAGAAACUGGCGGACAGCAAGGAAUCAAAAUCAGAAUCCAAGAAGACGACGACCAAGCCAAGGAAGAAAAAGAUUAAUAGAACCAUCUUUGUGGAUGCAAAGGGUUUGAACUUUGAGGUUCACUACAUUUUUAAGAAGGAGCCUCGCAUUUUACUGGCUGAGGUUGCUCAGAAGGCUGCCAAGUCUGUCUAUGUUAAGGAGUCUAAGAACAUUGAAUUGUGCUCGGUGACUGAGCCAAAAAAGGAUGAGCCCCUCUCACUUCAGACUGCAGGAGUGAACUUCCAAGCAUUUUGGGACUUGGAAGAUCACUUGGAUAUUAAUAAAAUAACCUCAAAUGAUAUACAUGCAAUGCUAAACACAUAUGGUGUAGAAGCAGCCAGAGCUACCAUUAUAAAAGAGGUGAAGGGUGUGUUUGAUGCAUAUGGCAUACGCGUAAAUAUCCGUCACCUGAUGCUGAUUGCAGACUUCAUGACCUUCCAUGGUGGGUAUCGGCCGAUGAACAGGAUCGGGAUGACCGAUUUCAACACCUCACCUUUUGGCAAGAUGACUUUCGAGACAGCAACCAAGUUCAUUGUUGGAUCCGCUUUCCAUGGGGAGGUGGAUACCUUAGAUGCCCCUUCAGCUAGUGUCUGCCUUGGCCAGCCAGUGAAGAUGGGGACCGGAUGUUUUGACUUGAUGCAAAAUCUGCAGCUCUGAUGAAUGAAUAGAUGGAUAUGGUUUUGCAUUUAUGUAUUAUUUCAUAGAUGUAUAUCGCAUUCAUGUCUUUAUUUAUAAUUUUUUUUGGUAACUUAUUCAUUUUCUUGUAUGGUGCAUCUAUCUCUGUUACAUUGCUUAAUCAUAGCUUAUUUCUAAGAGUGAAAAAGGAUGUACUGUAUGGGUAUUCAAGCUAAUUGUAUAUUUUGUUUGUAGAAAUACAGGUCGUACACUAAUUAAAUGAUCUAUCAAGUUCUUUCUUUAA
This is a messenger RNA of Phoenix dactylifera (date palm), 5380 nucleotides long. RefSeq names its product nuclear RNA polymerase A1 (gene NRPA1). NCBI's taxonomy places the organism in Eukaryota, Viridiplantae, Streptophyta, Magnoliopsida, Arecales, Arecaceae. The record is from RefSeq and is a predicted model, not a curated record. Gene Ontology annotation, molecular function: DNA binding. Gene Ontology annotation, cellular component: RNA polymerase I complex. Gene Ontology annotation, biological process: DNA-templated transcription.